Molecule: messenger RNA, 609 nt
Organism: Trypanosoma rangeli
Lineage: Eukaryota; Euglenozoa; Kinetoplastea; Trypanosomatida; Trypanosomatidae
Exons: 1
Coding region: 1-609 (202 amino acids)
Source: RefSeq, a predicted model, not a curated record
AUGCCGCCAAGAGGAAAGUCAGAGGGGCUGGUCACGAAUGUUGCCGCACCGGUGUUCUCAUUCCAAGAUGAAAAAUUCAUUGAGCAGUUGCUACAAUACGUUACGGAGCGCGACGAAACAUCACUGGUUGUGUCGACAGCAAAGGCAUUGGGUGCUGAAGACUAUCUGAUUGACCUCAAGCAUCAGAUUAUCCUGGAUUCGAGACUAGAUUUUCUCCGUUUUUGUGUGGAUCAGAAGUACGGGCCCUCUCAAAUUCUACAUCUCAUCAAAUGGAUGGAUUAUUUUCAAGUUAUUGUAGAGAAAGAAUGUGGUAUAGAGCAAAUGCGGAAGGAGUUGAUGAAUUUCGUGUCUUCCGAAAUUGAAGAAGGAUGGAAGUGGCGGCAAGCACCUCCUGCUGAGGGAACUGCGGCAGAGCCACCUCCUCCUGCUAAGACCGUGAGUAAGAAGGGGGCGCGGGCUACCGAUAAGGUGGCUGUUGAGGAAGUGGAGGUUACUGCCUUACUCCCUCGUGAAAAUAUUUACUUGACAAAAGAAGAUGUGGGCCCGUUUUGCACAUAUCUUUUUUCGUGGUAUCAUUCAGCAUGCAUCUUUACAUGUAUAUGUUGCUAG